Oncorhynchus gorbuscha (pink salmon) is the source of this 4002-nucleotide messenger RNA. RefSeq names its product SRY-box transcription factor 4a (gene sox4a). Gene Ontology annotation, molecular function: RNA polymerase II cis-regulatory region sequence-specific DNA binding; DNA-binding transcription activator activity, RNA polymerase II-specific. The record is from RefSeq and is a predicted model, not a curated record. The transcript has a single exon. Gene Ontology annotation, biological process: anatomical structure morphogenesis; positive regulation of transcription by RNA polymerase II; cell differentiation. The coding region runs from base 528 to 1688 and encodes 386 amino acids. Lineage: Eukaryota; Metazoa; Chordata; Actinopteri; Salmoniformes; Salmonidae.
ACGUUAUGUUUACAGUAUACUGGCAGACCGAUAAGGAAAGAGAGGACUAUGAAAAAGCGCGACACUUCCAUUCUUCCACAUGGUUCUGUCACUGCUAAGGCGAGCUGCGCAGACAGCGAUAUUAUACCUCUCAUAGGAAAGUUACAGUGUUGUUUUCAGCAGCGAAGUGCUCUAGGUAUCACAGGGCGAGUUUUCAGUCGCACUGGCAGUUGAACGUUUGAUUGCAGAACGUUGAAGGAUUUUAAUGUGUUAUUUCGUUCUCUUUUUUUGAAGAUAUACUCGCACUAGAGACUAACUGCGCAGAGUCUCCAAAACGGACUGAAAGAUAGGGGAGACUUGCAAUAACUUUUACGCAAUCCGUCCAGUGUGGUUACAUAAACAUACGUUUAUUCAGUGACUGAAAGAAAACCGAUGAUUUAACAGCAUUGGCAACUUUUACGCACUUUCUCACCAUAUCAUCAUUCUGAACAGCACUUUCUUUGGUACGUUUUCUGUCUAACCGAGAGAUUGAGAAAGAAAGAGAAACGAUGGUACAGCACAUGAGACACACAGAGAGCACAGAUUCAUUCUCUCCUCGUGGGGACGGCACCGAUACCGGAGAUAUGGACUUGGACAUGGACGCGUCUCCGACUCCCGGGUCUCCGCUAUCCUCCACGGGAGGGGACCGAGGCAACGUCGCCUGGUGUAAAACCCCCACGGGACACAUCAAGAGACCGAUGAACGCAUUUAUGGUGUGGUCUCAGAUCGAGAGGAGAAAGAUCAUGGAGCAGAGUCCGGACAUGCACAACGCUGAGAUUUCCAAGCGGCUGGGCAAGCGCUGGAAACUGCUCAAAGACACAGAUAAGAUCCCGUUCAUCCAGGAAGCAGAGCGGCUGAGACUCAAGCACAUGGCCGACUAUCCUGACUACAAGUAUCGGCCACGGAAGAAGGUUAAGACGCCCAGCUCCAAGACAGAGCGGGGGGAGAGGGGAGAGAAAGGCGCGGAUAGGAGCAGGGGUUCUAAGUCCUCAUCGAAAAGAGGCUCUGGGUCUAGGGGGAACAGCAGAGUGCCCAAGCCGGGACAGGGGAGCGUCAAGCUGCCUACCCAGGGGCAAGAGUGUGCGUCUCCCGCGGAUCACCACACGCUCUACAAAUCCAGAUCAGUGACUGGUGCCCGGCAGAUACCAGACAAGCCAGCAAGGCGCAGCUACAUGUUUAGUGGGGGAGGGAGCUUGGACAGCGGGCCACCCUCUGUGGGAGUCCCAGGGAGUCCCGCCCUGAGCAGCUCGUCUGAGUCCUGUGACCCGAUGAGCCUGUAUGAAGAGCAGGCGACGGGGGCGAACGACGCACUUUCCUCCAACCCUUCAACAUCCUCACCAUCAUCGGCAGUCCGCCUCAGGUACACACGUGCGUCCUCUCCAACCCCGUCCGCCUCUCACUCCUCUUCCUCCUCCCUCUCUUCUUCCUCGGAUGAAGAGCUGGAGGAUGAGCGGUUCGAGCUACAGCCGAGCCCCGGGUUUGAGAGCAUGUCUCUGGGCAGCAUGGGGCCAUGUGAGUCGGAGCUCGACAGGGACCUGGACUGGAGCUUCGGCGAGUGUGGGGCGGGAUCUCACUUUGACUUCCCCGACUACUGCACCCCCGAGGUCAGCGAGAUGAUCUCGGGAGACUGGCUGGAGUCCACCAUCUCCAACCUCGUUUUCACUUACUGAGCGGCGGAAAGGAGAGAAAUCACAGAGAACAAGAGGGAAAGAGAAGCCCCGCCCCGCGCAAAACUAAUACCCAGUGAGUGUGAAAGAAGAAUCUUCAGACAUUCUUUCAGAUUAUUAGGGAGAGUGAAAUGUGAGCUAAACUAACCCUCGUUUUGGAAAGAAUAGCCUAAUAUUAAUGACACGUGUUUAGGUUAAAUUGUGCAGAAUGUAUGUAUAAAAACAUAAUCGUCUGUUCCAUGUGGGUAUUGACAAAGACACGAACAGGGACAGACAAGGGCGCAUUGUUGCCUGAUGCGCCGAAUUGAAGGAAAGUGCAUCGCUUGCAUUUGGAGAGAGAAGAGAGAAGGACUCUGAGCACGCCUCUUUUAGAAGUGACACACACAGACUUACUGAACUGAAGUAUUCAACCGGCUGGCAGGAGGAGGUUUGUAGGUUGAUGGUGAACAUGACUAUGGGUAAAUGGGCUUUUGGAGAGCUUGAUGUUGCCAUGGAGAUGAAAGCAGUUUAAGUGACCCACUUCAGUUGUUGUUCUCUGUGUGGGCGGGGUUUAUGAAGGUGAUAUUCAGGUGGGUUUUUCUGAAGCUUAACAUGCAUGCACUCCUUUGUGGAGUAGUCUGCACUGUUACAUUGACUGAUGCAUCUGAAAAUAUGUUUAUUACAAUGUCAUUACCGCGCUGAUUGUGUGUGCGUGUGUGAGUGAGUGUGCGUAUAUGUGUGCGAGUGUGUGUGUGCGAUCACAGAACACAGUUCACAAUCACCAGCUUUCCUCUCAACGGCAGGACUUUUAAUGAAUUAACAACUCAAACUCAGAAUCUUUUCUCUGAAAACCUUUUACACUCUGAAUGCACAUUUCAGGACCAAUUCCCUUACUGCGCAACGCCUAGCACAUCUGGCUGUAGUUAUACUAUAUCAGAUGACGUUUUUUUAUAUAUCGAUGUAUUUACACCAGCCCAACGUUUUUUUUUAUUAAUAAUUUGAAGUAUUGUUAUUGUAUAAUAGGUCUUGUUUGUGUGUAAACCACCUGGUAUCCCUGUGCAGGAGGGCUAGAAGUGUAUCUUAUUUAAAAUGUUGACAUCUCUCACUUUUUAAAGGAGAACUCAGUACGUGUGUCAUUUUUCUACAUGUGUAUUUUUGUACGAUAUCUAUGGGAGGGAGUGCCAGUGGGGGGUUACGAUAUCUAUGGGAGGGAGUGCCAGUGGGGGGUUACGAUAUCUAUGGGAGGGAGUGCCAGUGGGGGGUUACGAUAUCUAUGGGAGGGAGUGCCAAUGGUUUGAUUCCUGAUGGUUCAAAGCCAGAGGGUCCGUUGUCACAUAUAUUCCGUUCCUUUAUACAAUGUUUACACUUGACAGUAUCGCGCGCCACAUGCUUCUUAAAGGCACAGUGUCUGUAUUACAGCAGCCAAGUAAACACAUUGACAUCCGCUACGUCACUAGAGCGUCAGCUGCACCCAGUGACUGUGUUUCAACAGUGGAUUUGCAUAACUUGGACCCAGAAUGUAUUUGUGCUAUCUUGUCAAGGAGUGGCACGAUGGCACAAACAGACUGGCGCCCAGGCUACAGUAUAUCAGAAUUGUUCAAGAGAGAGAUAGAGAUGCUGUUGGAUUGAGAGGAAAACAUCGGUAUGCUUUUGUUGAUAGGUUUUGAUUUGAAACCACUGACUGGAUGGAAUGUGACACUCACACAUUCUAAAUGCCUGUUUGAGUCAGAGGGAGGUGGAGGGAGGUGGAGGGAGUUGGAGGGAGGUGAAGGGGGGUGUAUGAAGUGCUUCGAUCAUCUAUCAUUGCGCAAUUGCAUAAUAAGAGUAUUUAAUCGUUUUUCUACCUGUUGGCUUACUUGGCUAAGACUAGCUAGCUAAUUGUUUUUCCUAUAUUAUGGCAUGGCAAAUUAGCAAUUGUAUUUCAGAUUCAGGUAUAUGUAUAGCUGUUGUGUUUAAGAUUUAUUUUUAUUUUUAAGAAUAUCAAUUGACGAUAUUUAUGUUUAUUGACUGUACUAUAAUGCAGAUACGAUUGUGUUUCUAUGUAUAAUGAUCAACGACAGACACUAAAAUUGCCAUCUUUUGUCAUUAUGAUGUUAAUGAUUGUGGUCCAGGAUCUUUAUUUUUUUUUUUCAUUUUUUUUUUCUCCAUUUGUGCAAUAUGCUGUGUGUAUGAUCAUGUUUCCUCCAAUCGUACCAUAUCUCAUUUGAAUAUAGAACUCAACGCCAGCCAAUCGGGUCAAUGACUGCCUCAGACCUCUAUUACAGAGCAUUUUUUAUUUGUUUGUUUGUAUGUUUGUUUAGUUUUUUUCAAGACGGAAAUAAAAUCAGCUGGAACUGAA